AUUCACUCCAGGCAGCAGCAGAAGCAGCAGCAGAAACAGCUUGCUUGCAUGCUUGCUUGCAUUGUAGAGAUUUCCUGUUGUCCACAGAAGGGAGGCAGAAGCCGAAGCAAAAGGAUGCCCAUUCGUUCCCUGCCUCCCACCUCUUUCUUCCUCUGGCCAGUGGUACCCUGAAGAGGAGCCGCAACAGGUGCUACGGAUGGGCAUAGCCGAGAUGGAAGAAAGGAGGAUGAGCUACCAGCAGGAUCAGCGCUGCCACUUGGGGCACAGUGAUGUAGAAGAGGAGCUUCAGAAUCUAGGGUGAGAACAAGUAGCUAUGCGUAAUUCCAGCAGACAGAGGAACCCUCCAUUCCCAGGGAAGCUCUGAGAAGGCUGAGAAAGCCUGCUGACAUUAUCAAGCUGAUGCUAUGGCACCAGAGGUACUUUCUGCUGACCCUUGUCUGCUUUAUUUCUUUAGUGCUAGCUCACAUGAUAAUGCCGUGCAAUAGGCUAGGCAGGCAGGAACAGUUGUAUUGCAAGCUGACACUCCUGUUUGCUCCCUUCCCCGCUUUUGGAAGUAAACAGGGCAGGUGUGUAUCUGUGCUGGGAGUUGAAGCUCUGAGCCUUGAAUUUAAAAAUGCAUGAGUCUCUCGGCCUCACUCACCUCACAGAGUGUUUGUUGUGGGGGAGGAAGGGAAAGGAGAUUGUUAGCCGCUUUGAGACUCCUUAAGGGGAGUGAAAGGUGGGAUAUCAAGUCCAAAUUCCUUCUCCUUUUCCUUCUUCUUCUUAAUUGCAGGGCCUUGGGUUCAAGCCUCAUGUUGGGCAAAAGAUUCCUGCGUUGCAGGGGGUUGGACUAGAUGACCCCAAGGUCCCUUCCAACUCUACAGUUCUAUGGAAGGGCAAGGGAUGAGAGAAAGUGUUCAGUUAGGGAUUCUUAUUUACUUGAAACUCCUUCAAGAAUCAUCUUUUGCAGUGCAGGUUACUGUGCAUUCAGCCUCAAUAGAAGUCCCUCAAUUGUUCUUUAAAUGAAAUAAUGCUGUGUCACUGGUUAUCGGCAAUAUUGGAGCAUUAUCCAACAGGAUAACACUCCUAGAAUCCCAUACUGCUUUCCCUCAGUGACAAAAUAUUCAGUCAGCCGGUUUAAUUGUGUAUUCAGCCUACAGACCAAUUAUAUAAAGUGUUCCGAGCUAAGCACACAUGCUUCAGAUAACGUGACGAAACAUUCUCGUUUGAUGCUGCGAGAAUGCAGUUUCUCUACAAGAGAUGUGCUACUUGAUGAGAAAACUUUUGGAUCCCCUUCAACAGCUGAGUAACAACCACUGUUACCUAUCUCCAGUCCAUAGUUUGGGUUUCUGCUCUCCAGUCUCCCAUGCAAAUACUUAUCUCCCAUGAACACAGAGAGCAACUUUGUGCCAUUUCCGGCUAUUGGUCCAUUUUGAGAAAUAUUGUUUACUCUGUCAACAGGUCUCCAGGGUUUUUCAUAUUGCUGACUACCUGAUUUAUUUAUUUUAACCAGAAAUGUUAAGAUUGAAUCUAGAACCUUCUGUAUACAAAGCAUGUAGUCUACCAUCAAGCUAUAGUCUAUCCCCAUGGUUGGCCAUAACCACCGUUAAUGUUACAUUUGCAUCUAGGAUAACUAUGGUUGGAGCUAACCAGGACUGCCUACAGCAAUUGUUUUCAAACCCACCUGAAAUUCUAGUUUCAAGGUAUGGUUAGGAGGCUAUUGGCUUUAACCAUGGUUCACCUAAUCGAGACAAAACACUGAACUAUCAUUCUCGAUAACUAUGGAAGAGAAAGGGAAAUUAGCACAAGAGCAGGGUAGCAUGUGGUGUGAGGGUAUGGGAGUUUGUGGCACACUCCUGAUCUCCAAACCAGGGUGGGGAGAUGUGGGCUGUCAUUUUGAAUUAAGUCAUUCCUGUGUGACUGUAAAUCACUCCCCCCCCCCCAAUGUUCUGCAGCCUCUAAAUGCCCUUAAUACCAAUUGCUGAGGAGCAACAGUGAGGGAUAAUAAUUGUCCUGAUUGUGGUCUUGUCACAGGACUAGCUCAGGGGUCGGCAAGGUUUAUCUUGCCUAGGCUGGAUCGGUCCCCCAGAGAUCCCUCCGUGGGCUGGACUGUGCGCCCGUGUGAGCACGCCAGCCCAUGAUUUUGGGCGUCUGUGCAUGCACAGAUGCAAUUUCUGGCGCCGUGGAAGCGAGUCUCCGCGCCGCACCGGUUUAGCGCAGCAUGUGAGCAGGUGGCUCAAUUUGGGGGUGGCUCAUUGGCCGGUCAAACGACCUCCACAGGCCGCUUCCGGCCCAUGGGUCUUAGGUUGCUGACCCCUGGACUAGCUAGACCUUUGUUCCGAUUCAGCAGCUGGACUCUUUUUGUGUUUGCCUGGAUUAAUAAACCCCUAAAGAAGUGUAGCACUAACAGCCAAAGCCACACAAACAGUGUCCCUAAAGGUGCAGUGUGUAUGUGUGUUUUUCACCAUCAGAUCUACUACCCUUGUGCUGAUGUCCCGAGUCUUAAGUAAGUUACAUUUGCCAUGUAGUCAGCCGGAAAAAUGUACAGGAGAGACAUUGUGCCUUGUUAAACUAAAAUAUAGUUCUCACUAAGAUGCUAAACUGUCUCAUUAAGGUUUUUUUCUCUCUCUCUCUCUCUGCCACAAAUGAGCAUGCGAUUAUGUGAUUUCUUGUGAAAAGAGAAAGGGAAUAAAAGUCUGUGGGUCAGAAGUUCCUAAGAUUCAGCAGUUAUUCACAACACUUUUGGUUUUCUUUGAGCAACUGUGUGGGGGCAGAGUCUGACGUUGGUUUUCCAUGUUGAAAAACACAAGGUGGUUUCUAACUGUACCGUAUUUUCAGUUGUAUACAUAAAAGGACACAGAGGGAGCUUCCAGGAGAUCUCAUUCAUCCUGAUUUGUUUGCAAGGAGAUUAGGCGACUUAAUGAGAUUAGGCUAUUUAAUAAGCAUUCACCCUGAUUUAUUUGUGAGGUUUGAUGUUGCGUCAAAAGAAGUGUUAUCUCCCACUUUCUAGUGCAUUUCCCCAUCCCUUCUUGCAAAAGGUCUGAGCAUUCAGGGAAGCAGAUUUGUUGCACAAGAUCUCCAGAUCGUCUAAAACUGUGCAACCUGAACUAGUUGGUUUGUGAUUGAAUCCCACCUGUUAAUACCAACAGUCUGGAAGCACCCAGAAUUUAGAGGCGACAGACUACCGUAUUUUUCGCCCUAUAGGACGCACUCCCCCCCCCCCAAAAUGAAGGGGAAAUGUGGGUGCGUCCUAUGGGGCGAAUACAGGCUCUCGCUCUCCAGGCUUCAGGAAGCUCUGUGCAACCCUCCGGAGCCCGGCGCCAAGCCGCGCCGGCCUCCGGAGGGUCGCGCAGAGCUGCCUGCCCUCCCGGGGUCUGCACAGCUCUGCGUGACCCUCCGGAGCCCGGCGCCAAGCCGCGCCGGCCUCCGGAGGGUCGCGCAGAGCUGCCUGCCCUCCCGGGGUCCGCGCAGCUCUGCGUGACCCUUCGGAGCCCGCCGCCAAGCCGCGCCGGCCUCCGGAGGGUUGCGCAGAGCUGCCUGCCCUCCCGGGGUCCGCGCAGCUCUGCGUGACCCUUCGGAGCCCACCGCCAAGCCGCACCGGCCUCCGGAGCGUCGCGCAGAGCUGUCUGCCCUCUCGGGAUCCGCGCAGCUCUGCGUGACCCUUCGGAGCCCGCCGCCAAGCUGCGCCGUGCUCCGGAGGGUUGCGCAGAGCUGCCUGCAUUAGGAAGCCUCAGCGCGCCCGGGCUUCGCACAGCUGUCCGCAAGCCUGGGUAGACCGGCGCGGCUCCCUAGGCUUGCGUAUAGCAGGCUCUUCUGGGGGCUGGGGUCGGGGGAAGCUCGGGCUUCCCCCGCGCCAGCCCCGUGCCUGGGGGAGAAAUAAUUUUCCCCCUUUAUUUCCCCCCCAAAAAACUAGGUGCGUCCUAUAGGGUGGUGCGUCCUAUGGGGCGAAAAAUACGGUAUAUUUUAUGUGAAUAGCUCAAUUGGUUAGAGCGUGGUGCUGAUAAUGCCAAGGUUGCAGGUUCAGUCCCCAUAUGGGACAGCUGCAUCUUCCUGCAUUGUAGAGGGUUGGACUAGAUGAUCCUCAGGGUCCCUUCCAACUCUACAAUUCUAUGAUCUCACUGCAACCCUGCUUCAACUAAUGGCAGACUGGCUUUAUUACACAGGGGGCAGAAAUUGCUCUCUAUUUUUCUGGAAGAACAAAGCUAACAAGGAGAUACUAUGGGAAUGUGGAGUUGUAAAAGCCAGAGCGAAAUAAAGGCUGUAUUUAAGUGAUCUUAGGAAUGAAGAGGGAGUUCGUAUAUAAUUAGGCAUUUAUGAGUCUGGGCACUUGUGUCUUUUGUAUGAGCUGAGAGAGCAUUUUAUUUAUGCUUUUAUUUCUCAUAUAUUUAUUCCAGCCUUCAAAGAAGGAUUGAACAUGUUUGUGUGGGGAAAGCUUUUAAGGAGAUGUCAUGUACACAAGCAAAUAACGGUAAUGUAAUUAAACAUCAUAGGUAUUUGCUUGUGUAAAGCCACCGGUCAUAGUUGUCUUGCUUGGAGUGCUUGUAAGUAAUUUGGAAAACAGAAAUUUCCAACACCUUCUCAUAAAAGGCAAUAGAAACAGAAGUCUUAGGACACUUUAAUGACUAAAAAGACUUGGGCUCUAAUCCACAGACAUUUACACAACAAUAAAUCCAUCAGUCUUGAAGGUGUCACACAGAAUUCUUUGUGAGAGUGUUCACCUCCUGUGGUAUGUGUACCAUCUUCAAAGUGUUAACUUAAAUGCUUCAUAGAAAAAAGUAUCUUUAAAUGGCUCACAAGCUGUUAAGAGGAUUUCAUGCAUUCAAUGUAAGGAAUCUCAGGAUAAAGAUUAGGGCUCAAUCAAGACCAGGGUUUUUUUCUAGGUGGAUUGCGUUAUCACCAAUUAUUGCUGCUGUAAGCAGUUACUGUGCUUAGCUUUGCAUAGAAAUGUCCCAGGCUGUAUUUUUUUGGACUUCUGGCCUCACUGUUUAGACUUCUUUUAUAUCCAUGGGUGCAUGGCACAAUUGCUUUUGGACACAAAUGUUCAUUAGUUUGUUAAGCUGAAUUGAAAGUGGCUAUUCUGUUGUUUCUAAAAUGAGGAAAUCUUUAAAAUCUUCUUAGAAACUGCAGUGACAUCAUCUUGGCCUCAGUGACUUUUCUGCAGAGCAGCAAGUAUCUCCUGAUCAUACUUUAACUGAGGGUUGAUCUCUACAGCUGCUUUUGGACUGAACUUCCCAUCUAUGCUGACUUCUGUUUCUUUUUUGUCAGUGGGCAGAAAUGGCAGAACUGACCAAAUGAGGAAACACUAAACAUAUUGAGCUCCAAGUUGGGUACAAGAUUCCUGCAUUGCAGGAGAUUGGACUAGAUGGCCCUCGUGAUCACUUCCAACCCUACAAUUCUACGAAACUUUGCUGACAAUCAUCUUCCUGGUCUCAGCAAUUUUCCUGUGAAGUAGCAGAUAACCAUUUGGAGCUUAAUUUUCCAUCUAUGGUUAUAUUUUGUUAAUUUUGUCUGUUGAAUUGACCAUCCACUACAGAUUAAGAUUCUGGCUUUAAAAAAUAUUGUCCACUAGAUCAACAACUAGAAUCAUACCAGACAAGCGCUCACAUGCUAGCCUUGCCACCCCAUCAUUCAUUAACUGAUGUAUGUAUAGAACACUUUUGACUGCAAUUUACAUCAUAAAAUAUACAGUGGUACCUCGGGUUACAUAGGCUUCAGGUUACAUACACUUCAGGUUACAGACUCCGCUAACCCAGAAAUAGUGCUUCAGGUUAAGAACUUUGCUUCAGGAUGAGAACAGAAAUCGUGCUCCGGUGGCGCGGCAGCAGCAGGAGGCCCCAUUAGCUAAAGUGGUGCUUCAGGUUAAGAACAGUUUCAGGUUAAGUACAGACCUCCGGAACGAAUUAAGUACUUAACCCGAGGUGCCACUGUACUUCAAGACCCCUGCUGCCCUCUCUUCUUAGGGUCUUAUAUCUUUAAACCACACGUUGAUUAGGCAGACCUUCAAGGAGAGGACACCUUCAAAUGAGGGAUUUUCCUCUGUAAAGUAGAAUACAUGGUUACCUUAACAGUCAUGCACAAUGUGAGAGUAGCAUGCAGGGAUGAAAAUGGGCACAUUUUGACUGGUAAGUGUGUGUGUGUGUGUGUGUGUUUAUAUACACAUGCAUACAUUGUCAGGAAAGGUCAUGAGUAAAAUAUAUCUAAAAAUACUCUGAUUUUAUGGUUAUCAGAGUGGGAUUUCUGAACCAGAAGAGGUACAUAGCAUUGCUAGAAAAGGAGAUGAAACUGAAUUGGCUUAAGGCACCGUGGUGUUUGAUGAGACCUGAGAGGUAUGUGUGAAGAGAUGUUGGCCAAUAUUCAGAGGCAACUCAUGCAACCCAGAGAAGUUCUAGGGAACAACCACAAACACGUUAUUUCACAAGUCAGUUUCAACAGCACAUGUAAACACUGCGAAUGAGUCAUAGAUGGUCUUAGCAAUAUGUUCAGAGACAAGCAAUAAUUUUAAAAGUGUGCCAUGUUACUUCCAUGUAAUUAGUGGCACUGCUGCUUUCUCUUUCCAUUGUAUCGUCUAUAGUUAUAUGCCAAGUCUUGUACAUGAGGCUUUGCUCUCUGACUGACUCUCAAAUGCUGUCAAUGUGGAGGGUUCUCUAAGAUCAGCGUUUGUCUUUGGUAUCAUAUGUAAUGAAGAUACUUGAUAGAGUCUGGUGAUAUGCCUACCCUCAAUCAAUUACUUCUCUUGUCAUUGCACCAUCCAAACUGUGCUCCAUGGACCAUCAGUGAACUUAAUUCAGGUUGUCCGUGGCAUGUCUGUGGAUUUGUGGUUGAAGAUGGGAGACAGCACAUCAAUUGCAUUGAAUAGUCAUGUUGAUUUUUUAAUUGCAUUUUAACUGCUUCUCACUUUUAUGUUGUAUUGUGUUGCAUUGUAUCUGAAUCUCAUGAAAUUGCAAUUGGUGCAUUAAGCAGGAAAAAAGCACCAAGUUGUCCACCAUUAUUUUCCAUUAGCCCAUGGCAGGGGGAAGUUUGGGAACCACUGAACUGAACCAUAAGAAAUGGUUCAACUCCACACCAUAUAUUUAUCACCUAGGUAAAGGUAAAGGACCCAUGGAUGAUUAAGUCCAAUCAAAGGCGACUAUGGGGUUGUGGCGCUCAUCUCGCUUUCAGGCUGAGGAGCCGGUGUUUAUCCAUAGGCAGAUUUCUGGGGCAUGUGGCCAGCAUGAUUAAACCACUUCUGGCACAACGGAACACUGUGACUGAAGCCAGAGGGCACAGAAACGCCAUUUACCUUCCCACCACAGCAGUACCUAUUUAUCUACUUACAUUGGUAUGCUUUCGAACUGCUAGGUUGGCAGGAGUUGGGACAGAGCAACAGGAGCUCACUCUGUUGUGGGGAUUUGAACUGCCGACCUUCCAAUCGGUAAGCCCAAGAGGCUCAGUGGUUUAGACCACAGCGCCACCUAAGCUAACUUUUUUUGAAUGAACCACAGAAAUCUGGCUGCUCAAUCUAACAUGCACAUGUCUCCUCUAAAUCCAAUUAAAUUCCACAAGGCUAUAUCCAAAUCUAGAUCUGGAAGUGUGUUUUCCAGCUCAGGGUCCCUGAUUUUGGGGGCUAAACUCUGGUAUGCAGAAAGUACUCUUUGGUGAGGCCUUCUCCUCUUGCCUAGUCAACAAUCUAGAAGCUUCACAAUACCUGCCAUUUGCAGGGAAGAUGUUGAGUUGAGUGUCUUAUUUCUGUCUACACUUCAGAAGGGAUCUAAGGCUUGAACCCACACACCGUCAACUUAAAGCAAUGACUCCCCCAAAGAAUUCUAAGAACUGUAGUUCACCCCUCACACAGUUCCAGUUCCUAGCAACCUUAACAAACACUUCUCAAUAUUCUUUGGGAGAAGUCAUGCGCUUUAAAUGGAUGCGACCACAGCCUCUGGUAGCUCAUUAGGACCAGCCUCAAACUACAGAUUUUAUGAUUUAAGCCCUGGAGCCCCUGCCACAAGGACCCCAAGAUUCUCCAGGAUUGCCUCAUCUCUCCUGGUCAAAAAUGAUCAUGCAAUUUCAGUGAUGUGGGUUUAGCCACUUCCGCCCUACAGAGAAGGUGGGGUUGUAGGCAUCACAGCCCCAACACGCGCAAUUGGUGGAAUCCCCGGGCCGCGUCACCCCCUGGCCGGCCAAUCGGCCGGCUCUGGGGGCAUGGUCUGCCUUAUUUAAUGCAGGGCGGCCGGGGAUCUCCCUCUUUUGCCACCUCCAGCUGUUCCUGUUUCCACCCUCCCGCCCUUUAAGAUUUUUCGUUCCUUGACCUUGCUAUGGACCUUGGUUGGUCGCCGUUGAGGUGCCUGGUAGGAAUUUUUCAACUUGGCAAAUUGGCACCGGCCACUUGGUUUUCGCCUACCUCGUAGAAAAUCAUCACAACUUUCUUGGUAUUGGCGGUUAGGCAUUAGUAUUGGUAUUGUUAUGUAGAUGGAAGAGGGGAGCAAGCGCCAUCACCUGCCCCGCUUAUUGAAGGGUAGUCCGAAAAAGGAUUCCGAAGCCUGUCCAAAACCUAUGGAGGUGAGGGCCUAAGGCACACCCCCGAGCGGUGACCCCAGGGAGUUCCUAGUUGAUGUGAAUUAGCAGGACUCCCCCUACUGGUGGUUAACCCUUCCUGGACUUCUAGCGGAUGGGCUGAAGCUGGAUAUAGUCGGUUAGGACCAAUACCUAAGCCAAUACUGCUCAUCACCUGUAACCAAUAAAGUUGUGGCCUUAUUUAGCCCAUUAACCUUAAUAAUUGUGUCAUGAGUCUUUAUUUCCACUGGGGGGGCGGGGCGGAACUUGCCACACAACCUGGGAAACAGGCUAAUUUGCAUCAGAAAAUGUUCUGCUUGCACUGGGAAAAUUUUCUAAUGCCCUAAAGGGUGACCUAGCUUGGCGUGCUUUUACUUGUAUUCAGCAAACAAAGCAAAAAACCUGGAAGCUGCCAAGCUUGCCUAAUAGCGUAUCUGCAGUUGGCAUUCAUUCGUUGUUACCAAUGAACUUAUGCAAUGGAAAAUUUUCCAUGGGGAACAUAGAAUGCUGGGGGGAGGGGGAAUCCUUUUAAGUUUUCCACACACAGCAUCACAACUUGUGCAGAGGGGUAGAGUCCAAGCUUUACUUCCAGAAUGUCCCAUGUUAAAGCCCAGUUUAAAAGAUCGGGUUUAGGAAAUACCUAAACUCCCAAAGAUCUGGAGUCAUCAGUGACAAGCAAUACCUGGCUAGGUGGAGUACAAUUCUGACCUGGUAUAUAUAGGCCUUGCCCAUGACAGAAUGGCCAUAGAACACACACGUUGCAUGCAGAAGAUCUGUUUCAGUCUACAGUAGCUGACUGUGGAUGUCCCCAGUUGGAAACUCGAGAGAGCCUUUGCCAGUCUGUAUAGACAGUGCAGAGCUGCAUGGACCAAUGCUUUGACUCUGUAUGAGGCAGCUUUCUAUGUUCCCAUCUUCCAUGUUCUAUGUUGGUAUUUUAGAACAGCUCUGUUGACACACAAUUUCUAUUUUGAACCUCUUCUUCCAGGCGUUUUCCUUCUAAAGGGGCAAAGUGGCUCACUUUCCUAACAACCUCAAUUCUACACCCACACUUACUGCAUUCUCCAGUCAGGUGCCUGAUGUAACUUAAUGGGAUCAGUGUAAGUUGAUGUGACCUGAUCCCAAUAAGCUGCAUCAGACCCCUCACUGGUCUUCCUUUUUAAGCUGCAAAUAAGACUUAGCAAAGUUGCCAAGUGCAAUUAAACACUGUAUUGCUGAAUGCAUUUUGUGUAUACCCCUGCGCCUCCGUGGUCUAACGUUUUGGCUUUCGAACACCGAAAACCUGGAAGUAACUGUUUCGGUUUUUGAACGAUUUUCGGAAGCAGAAUGUGUCACGCGGCUUCCAUUUUGAGUUUUCCUAUUGUACUGAGGCUUCCGCUUUCAAUUUUUGGUUUUCAAAUGUUUUGGAAGUAGAAUGGUCUUCAGGAACUGACUACGUUCGAAAACCGAGGUUCCACUGUAUUUUCUUUCUACAGGGUCUGUGUCGGAGUAGCUUCUAAUCUUAGUAUUUGUUGCAUGCUAGAAUUUUCAUUUCAUUUAUUAGAUUUAUUAGUCACCCAAAGGUCUCCAGGUGACUUACAGAGAAUAUAUAUAUAUAUAUAUAUAUAUAUAUAUAUAUAUAUACACAAUACAUAUUACCAUAGUGGGAAAAGUAUGGGUGGGUAGGGCGGAAUCAUAUAAUACAUUAAGAUUUCAUAUAACAUCCAUUAAAUAAAGCAUGCAGUGAUACCAUGGUUUACAACCAUAAUCUGUUCCGGAGGUCUGUUUGUAAACCAAAACAGGUUGUAACCCAAGGCGUGCUUUCGCCAAUGGGGCCUCCAAAAAAUUUUGGUUCGUAAUCCAAAAAAAAUUAGGUAGUAAUCCAAAAAAAGGUUGGAAACCGGGACACGCACUUCCGUGUUUGCCGUGUUUGUAAUCCAAAACGUAUGCAAAACCAAGACGUAUGCAAACUAAGGUACCACUGUACUCUAAUAAUAAACAAAGCAAUACUCAGGCCCACUAAUGAACAAAUAGUAAUAAUAAAAAACCUCCCCUCCCCCUAGUCCAACAAUCGUUCACAUCAAACCAAUAACCACCAUUCAGUUUUGUUCACAUGUCUUAUUUAGGGUUCUCUGUGUUGAGCUUAACUCAGUAGCCCAAAUUCCAAUUAAGAUAGGACAAAUCUAUAUGCCUUUGCUUCUUUUAUUUCCACUAUUCAGGAACCUGGAAUCCUUUUUCUUUGGCAAGGCCAGCAGCCAGCCCUGCCACUAUAUGUUUUGGACAACUCCAUCAGCCCCAGUCUCCACCAACAUCUGUGUUGGCUAGAACUGAAUGGACUUGUAGUCCAAAACAUCUGGUUGGUGAAGGCUGGUGUAGACUGACAGGCAGCAACUCCUCUGGGUUUCAGACAUGCCUUCCCAGUCUUAGCUGAAGAGUCAGCCUAGACCCUUCCACAUGUAGAUUAUGUGUCCUUACCAUGACACCACAACCCUUGAUGAGCACAUUUCUUCAGACAACACAACACUAAAUUGUGUUACCUUAUUGAUAGCACAACAGCUUGUGAUUUUUUUUUUUUUUAAUGUUGUGAGCUGCCUCAGUCUUUGUGUUUAUUAUUAUCUUUAUAUUCCAGCUUUCCUCCAAGGAGCUCAGGUUGGCAUACAUGGUUUCCCCAACCCAGCCCACUCCAUUUAAUCCUCACAACAACCCUGUGAGGUCGUUUGAGCUGAGUGACUGGCCCAAAUCCACCCAGCAAGCUUCAUGGCUGAUUUGGGAUUUGAAUCCUCGUCUUCCAGAGUCUUGAAGAAGCAGAGUACAAAAGUGACUAAUAAAAAUAACAGGAUAUUCUGCAAAUGCAUGUAGCCUCAUUUUGGUUUUUUUAAAUGGCCAGGAUUAAUAGUUUGGAUGGUUUUGCUCCCUAGUUCAUUACGUUAAGGGAUAUUGAAUUGGGUUAAUGAGGCAAAAAUGGGAGGUGGGUAGGGCUGGUUUCAGGGGCACCAGGUUGAAAAAGGCUGGGCUAUGGUGUGAAUUGAGAUAAAGUCAUGGGCAUUACCAUAUAUAAUGGUAAGGACAAUGGCCACAUAUUAUGUAUCUAUAUAAAAUACCAAUAUUUGUAAAGAUCUUCUAAUAAUAAUAAUAAUAAUAAUAAGAGUAAUAACAACAAUUAAUAAUAAUAUUCUGACCCUCAGAUUGCUAAUGCCCUGUGCAAAAGAUUGAUGUUUAUGAACACUGCUGCAACUUUGGUCCCUCCUUCUGUUUCUACAGCUCAAUUACACUGGUUUUAUAUCUAAAACAUCUUGCAUUUUACUGCCUUGCUUGGGUCACUAGAUGCCAAUAUGUAGUAGAUUAUUGAGGUUGGCUGCAUGCAGAGGGGUGUGUGAAGUACCAGUAUAUAUGUAGCUCAGCACAGCAGCAUUUCUGGCAUGCUUCAUCUGUCCAAAAGGGGAAGUGUAACAAUAAGAUGGCUUCCUGGAAAAAAAAGACUUCAGGAAAUGCAGAUUUAGAAACUCGCCAAGACGGUUCGAGAAUGUCUUGUGCAGUCAAAACCACUGGUUUACACAUGGACGCACAGAAGGCACUUUAACCUGACCUUUGACAGGUAAAGCAUUUUUGUUUCGUUUAUCCCACCUCUUUUGCCAAGUUUAUGCUACAGUGGUACCUCGGGUUAAGUACUUAAUUCAUUCUGGAGGUCUGUUCUUAACCUGAAACUGUUCUUAACCUGAAGCACCACUUUAGCUAAUGGGGCCUCCUGCUGCCGCCGCACCGCCAGAGCACGAUUUCUGUUCUCCUCCUGAAGCAAAGUUCCUAACCCGAAGUACUAUUUCUGGGUUAGUGGAGUCUGUAACCUGAAGCGUAUGUAACCUGAAGCAUAUGUAACCUGAGGUACCACUGUAUUUGGUUCCGUUUGGAACAAAUUUACUUAUUACUAGUGCUAUUUUUCUAGAAAAAGAGGUGCUGCAACUAACUAUGAACGCCUCCCUUUUUCUCUUAUAAUGACAAUGGCGCCCACCUGAGAGAGAGAGGAGCCAGAACUCACCUGAGGUCCAGUGAGUUCUGGCUGGAAAAAAGCCCUGCUAUCUAUCUAUCUAUUUAUUAUUGUAGUUGUAUCCUACCAUUCCUUCAAGGAGCUCAAGGUUGCAUACGUGGUUCUGCUCCUCUCCAUUUUAUCUUCACAACAACUCUGGGGAGGAGGGCAAGAGGGAGGGCUGAAUGACUGUCACUGACCCAAGGUCACCCAGCAAGCUUCAUAGCCGAAUGGGGAGUUGGACUUUGACCUCCCCAGUCUUAGGCCAACACUCUAAUCACCAUACCAUACUGGUUUUAUCAUUAUAACAGUUUUAUCUCUUUUUAUAACUGUAUCUUCCAUGGCUGUAACCUGCCUUGGAGUUACUGGGUAGAUAAGAAAACAUAUGAAUAAGUAAAAUCAGGAGCAGCCCAAACGUUGCAGAGAGAAAGGUGACUGCACCAGGCAGCUGAUUUAGGGUGUCUUGAAAAGGUAGCAGGUUGUUAGGUAUUUGUUGUCAUUUUACAGCCAGGAAGAGAUGUGGGGUGGGGAGUUGCUUGUAAGGUUUUCUGUCUCGGGUGCCAAAAUUACUUGGCCAGUCUUGGGUAGCACACAGCUUGCCUUGGGAUGGGGGUGGGGAGGCGAGUAGCAGGAUGUGCUUCAGGCAGCAAAAUGCCUUGAACAAAUUCUUAACACUAUCCUUGGCAGAUUCCUUUCUUUCAGCCUAACCCACCUGUUAAAAUAAACGAUAGCGAACUUUGCACAUGGAAAAGCAUACCAAUGGGGUGGUGGUGGGGCGAACAGAACAAUAUUGGAUAGGGAUAUCAUAAAGUCUCUGUGUGUAUCUCUAUAUCUAAUCUCUUACUCCUCCACUGCCUGCAAAAAAGGGCGUUCAGACAUUCAAAAUUCUGUGUCAGGAAAAGUAUAUUAUUUUGUAUAAAUUUUCUUGGGGCUCAUGGGGAGGAUGAAUAAUGAAUACAAAAAUAAAAUUAUUAGUAUCGGUAUUCCUGGGUACCAGUCUGGGUUUGUUGAUCAGCUUCUCCACUUCAUUGGUGUAGGUUUUGUCGUUUAAGAAAUCCCUGGUAUAAUCAUUAAGUUGGAAAUCUCUGUUGGAUGGGUCAGGCACACAGAUGUCGUCGUAUUAUAGGGCUUGUUGGCUGUAGAUGAUAGAUUUUAUGGUGAGUGGGUGGAAGAUGCACCCAGGUAGAUAUGUGGAGUGGUUGGCAGGUUUCUCUUUUAAAGUGAUCCUUAGAUGUCCUUUGUGUAGUUGCUCAGUAGUGUCUAUAUGGUAGACAUUUCUACACACCAGCCCAAUCUCUAAGCGGUGAGAGAUUCCAGGUGUUCCAAUGCUUGCCUAUAUAUAUUUUCUUUUGGGGGGGAGGAGGGUUGGAAUGAAGGGCAACAGAGGCUAUAAAGGGGGGCAGAAUCUUCCACUGCAGACACAGCUCACAAGCUGCCCAUACAAAGGAAAGGAAAGAGCAAUUAGGAGUGCACUUAGAAUGUGCUCCCAAUGCUUUCUUUUUAAGUUCUUUAGAUGUUAUGGUGAUGCCAAGUCACCACGGCGUGUGUGUGUGUGUGUGUGUAGGGGAGUUGGUGAUGUUCAGGAUUCAGCCUAGUCAGAUCCUGUUCUCCUCUCCUUAUCUAUAUCUAUCUAUCUAUCUAUCUAUCUAUCUAUCUAUCUAUCUAUCAUCUAUCUAUCUAUCUAUCAUCUAUCUAUCUAUCUAUCUAUCAUCUAUCUAUCUAUUUCAGAUCAUAUGUGGGCAGUGGCUCAUGAAAUCCUAUGGCAUAAUAAAUAAUAAUAAUCUUCCUCAAGUCUCUGUUGCUUUUGCUGUAACAGAGUAGCACAGCUACCCCCCUGAAAAUUUGAUCUUAUGAGAUUUUCAUAACAGAAAAGUCUCUCCCCCCCCCCACCACUAUAGCUUACAAUGCAGUAGCUAAUGGAUGCUGAACUUUGGUGUUUUGUUAGGUGGUACCAUGACAGUCUUACUCGUCAUGCAGCAGAGGCACUUCUUCUUUCCAAUGGCAGUGAUGGAAGCUACCUCCUAAGGAAGAGCGAUGGCAAGGCUGAUCUUUACUCUCUCUCAGUAAGGUACAGUAUCUUCACUAUCCCUUAUGUCAUCCCAUACUGUUGAGAUCAACAGUUGUGACCUUCCUUUCCUCCUCCUCCUCCUGUUUUUCCUGUAUUUUUGUUGGAAGCUGCCAAGAGUGGCUGGGGCAACCCAGCCAGAUGGGAAGGGUAUAAGAAAUUUAUUUGUUGUUGUUGUUGUUAAUAUGAUGAUGAUGUCCCAUCUCUGUCGUAUAUUUGGUGUCUGGGUUACGACAGACAGGGCUUUUACUGUAAUGGCAUGUGACUAUUCAAUAUACUCCCAAAUGAGAUUGGCCAUCAUUGAAUGCUCAAUGUUGAGCUGGCUAGCUUUGAGAGCCUGGUGUGAUAUUGAUAUCAUCCAUCUACCUACCUACCUGUCUGCCUGCCCACAUACCUAUCACUUCUAUCUACCCCCAUCUAGCCCCCCCAUCUACCAUAUUUUUUGCUCUAUAAGACUCACUUUUUCCCUCCUAAAAAGUAAGAGGAAAUGUGUGCGCGUCUUAUGGAGCGAAUGCAGACUGCGCAGCUAUCCCAGAAGCCAGAACAGCAAGAGGGAUUUCUGCUUUCACUGCGCAGCGAUCCCUCUUGCUGUUCUGGCUUCUGAGAUUCAGAAUAUUUUUUUUCUUGUUUUCCUCCUCCAAAAACUAGGUGCGUCUUGUAGUCUGGUGCAUCUUAUAGAGCAAAAAAUACGGUGCUUGCCACUGUGGUUGCUCUGUAUGCCACGGGAACAACAAUAAUGGGACAACAGAAAAUGAAACCGGACUUGCUGAAAAUGGGCAACUAACAAACUCUUGUGAGUGGUGGGAUGCAACAGGCAGAUGGAGGGAGGCUGUAAAGACAGACUAUGAACAAACCGCUCAUGCAUACAAAGGGUUGUCUUCUCUGAUGGCUCACCUGGUGUCUUGAUAUUUCCAUAAAAUUUACUAUCCUUCCUGAGCUAAGAAGAAUGCAUAUUUCAUGUUUCAACAGCCUUAUUUUUGUUUCAGAGCAAGGGAUUCUGUGAAACAUUUUCACGUGGAGUACACUGGGUCUUCAUACAAGUUUGGUUUUAACGAGUUUCUAAGCUUGAGAGACCUGAUCAUGCACUUUGCAAAUCAGCCUUUAAUUGGCAGCGAGACAGGUAACUAACAUUUGCUUAUCUAUCCAUCUAGCUGUUAAAAAUAUUUUAGAUUAUAUUUGUUAACCUGGGUUGUGUCUGAGCUAAGUUAAGAGUAGAUCUAUGGAAAUGAAUGGACUUCUGUUGUUGUUGUUGUUUAGUCGUUUAGUCAUGUCCGACUCUUCGUGACCCCACGGACCAGAGCACGCCAGGCACUCCUGUCUUCCACUGCCUCCCGCAGUUUGGUCAGACUCAUGUUUGUAGCUUCGAGAACACUGUCCAACCAUCUCGUCCUCUGUCGUCCCCUUCUUCUUGUGCCCUCAAUCUUUCCCAACAUCAGGGUCUUUUCCAGGGAGUCUUCUCUUCUCAUGAGGUGGCCAAAGUAUUGGAGCUUCAGCUUCAGGAUCUGUCCUUCCAGUGAGCACUCAGGGCUGAUUUCCUUAAGAAUGGAUACGUUUGAUCUUCUUGCAGUCCAUGGGACUCUCAGGAGUCUUCUCCAGCACCAUAAUUCAAAAGCAUCAAUUCUUCGGCGAUCAGCCUUCUUUAUGGUCCAGCUCUCACUUCCAUACAUCACUACUGGGAAAACCAUGGUUUUAAUUAUACGGACCUUUGUUGUUAAGGUGAUGUCUCUGCUUUUUAAGAUGCUGUCUGGUUUGCCAUCGCCUUUCUCCCAAGGAGCAGGCGUCUUUUAAUUUCGUGACUGCUGUCACCAUCUGCAGUGAUCAUGGAGCCCAAGAAAGUAAAAUCUCUCACUGCCUCCAUUUCUUCCCCUUCUAUUUGCCAUGAGGUGAUGGGACUAGUGGCCAUGAUCUUCAUUUUUUUGAUGUUGAGCUUCAGACCAUAUUUUGUGCUCUCCUCUUUCACCCUCAUGAAAAGGUUCUUUAAUUCCUCCUCACUUUCUGCCAUCAAGGUUGUGUCAUCUGCAUAUCUGAGGUUGUUGAUAUUUCUUCCGGAGAUCUUAAUUCUGGCUUGGGAUUCAUCCAGGACUUCUGUUAGUCAUGUCCAUUAAUUUCAAGAGUUCAGUUCUGAGUAGGAGCUGAGUAUCUCUUUAUACACUUGGAUAUUCCUUUGUUUUAUUAGUUCUGUUCUUCCUCCCUCUUUUAGGAUAUGACAGAAUCCACCUAUUGUGCGGAAGCACAAUAUGUUGUUUAUCAGGGUAUAGUCAACAGGUAUUUUGGACUGCAAUGCCCACCAUCCCUUUCCAUCUCUGCUCUAGCUGAGGCUGAUGGGAAUUGCAGUCCAACCAGGUCAAGCAUUCAUUUUUUCUGGCACCCCAAGAUCCUACUGAUUCGGUGGUGGCAUCAAAAAUGAAAUGAAGUGAUAUGAAACAAUAAAAUAGUAGACACAGCACUGCAGUGGGUGGGGACGUUAAACACUCUCAGCUGAGUCCACAAGAGGGACUUUAAAACUGCUGGCUAUGGAAAAAUACAUGCCCUAUAGGGCAUUCAGCAGAUGAAGACACUCCCUCAUGGCAGCAUGCAGGUGCUUUGUUAAGGCCGCCCCCCAGGCCCUGGCACCUCUUGGCUUCUAUGGGUUGGACCCAAAGGUUCCUCCGAGGGAAGGACUCCUUCAGCCAGAGGGCAGCUCCUCCCAUUGAACCCAACUCUGUGUUAUCCGAAAACUUAUGUUUUCUGAAGGCUGCAACCCUAUGCACAUUUGCCUGGGAACAAAUCUCAUUGACAUCAAUGGGGUUUAAUUCCAUUCAUAUCAAUGGGGUUUUCUUAUGGGGUUCACUUCACAAUGUAUAGGAUUGUGCUGCCAGUAGAUUCCUGAUGCAACAGUUAGUCUGAUUAUUAUUUUUUUACAAGCAUUGUUGUAUGUAUUGCAUUUUGGAUCAAGAAUUUAUCCUCCUUUCUUAAUAUUUACAUUUCAAUAGAUCUUAUCAGAUUAACGAUGAAAGGGGUGUUACAGAACCAAGAGUAGCCCCUGGGUCUGGUGUUGGUGCAGUUUUAAAAAGCCACUGCUUUCCAGACCAGAAAGGGUUUAAUCUCUUUGAAGUGUCAUAUCUAUUUCCUGACAUGAGUGUUAAACCCCCAUUGACUUGGCCCGGACUGACUCAGUGCCCUGAAACUUGAGCUCUGUUGUUAAACAGCUCCUAAAUAGGUUUGUUAUUUAACACAAGAGGUGACCGAGGUCCUCUCCCCCCUGCAAUGCUUGGUAUUGGUCCAGAUGGAAAAUAAAGGCUCCAAUUAUCAACUGAUUAGCUGGCAAAUAAGAUUUAUGGGGACUGAAAUUCAAGAGCACUAAAAUAUCUGGCUAACCUGAAAGAAGCAGAGCUGGUCAAGGACUAUGAGCAGUCCUGGGCUCUAAUUCAUACUUUGACAGAAUCCUGCCCCUGUGGCCUUUGUGAAGGGGGUAUCCUUUUCUGAAUCAGCUCCCUACAUGCCCACAUUGGUUUUGUUCAGAUUUUGGGGUUUAAAGAAAGAUCCAUCUGAGGAUUCCUUUGCUUGGUGAGAGGUUGGUGGAUGUGGGACAUAUACCAAUGGCCUGCUUUAGCAUGCCCUAAUUCUACUCCAGGGAUGCAGGUGGCGCUGUGGGUUAAACCACAGAGCCUAGGACUUGCCGAUCAGAAGGUUGGCGGUUCGAAUCCCCACAACUGGGUGAGCUCCCGUUGCUCGGUCCCUGCUCCUGCCAAUCUAGCAGUUCGAAAGCAUGUCAAAGUGCAAGUAGAUAAAUAGGUAUGGCUCCAGCGGGAAGGUAAACGGUGUUCCGUGCGCUGCUCUGGUUCACCAGAAGCGGCUUAGUCAUGCUGGCCACAUGACCCGGAAGCUGUACGCCGGCUCCCUUGGCCAAUAAAGCGAGAUGAGUGCCGCAACCCCAGAGUCGGCCACGACUGGACCUAAUGGUCGGGGGUCCCUUUACCUUUAACUCUACUCCAGUCCUCUACUCAGCCCUGUCUCUUCCUGUCUUUGCAUGGUCUGGACCACCAUAAGUCCUAUGUGUCAGGAGUGAUUUCACCUUCCUGUCAUUUAUCCUUUUCUUCGCUGGAGAGGAAGAACAAUCAACAGUACAAAUAUAAGUCCCUUUCCCAAAGCUUCCCAAGUUUAUUGCUUCCAGAAAUAAAACCAAAGACUCAGGACAUGGCCAGAAAUUGGUGCAGAAAUUAUCUUUGCUGUUUGUAGGUGUGCGUCUGGGCAGUAUCUGGGUGAGAGACCAGCUGGGAAUCUUGUAGAUACUGCCUUGAGCUCCGUGGAUGGAAGAUGGGCUAUCAAUGGUCAAAUAAAAGACUUGCAUAGUAUCCAUCAAAGUCAUCCUAUUGACAGAAGGAGUUCUGCUUGCCCCACCCAACCCCAAAUCUGUUCUGGGAUUUUCCCCAAAUCUCAAGCAGAUUUGGGGGUUAUGCAGGGAAAGGAGAGGGAGGGUAAAUUCAAUUGCACAAGUGGAAGUCUUUGUGCAGUUGGGACUAUUUCGGAUACAACCCGUUAUAGGUGGGUGAGAGAUCACCAGCCCCUAUUAUACUUGCCUGGAUAUUAAGUUCUUCAUAGAAGGCCCUUCUCCAGUUUUCCCUACCUAAAGGGGUGAAGUGGAUGACUAUUAAGCAGAGGGCCUUUUUGCUGAUUGUGAUUAUAGAAUGUCCUCCCCAAUGAAACUUGUCUUGUGCUUGCAUUAAGAUGCUUUUAGCAUCAGGUGAAGAUGCAUUUAAUCUCCCAGACCUUUUAGAACUAUGUUAUUUUAUCUUGGAGCCGUUGAUUUCAGCUUGAUUUUAAAAGCUAGAUUAUACAGUAAUUGGUUUAUUUUUUGAAUGACUGAAUAAAACUUUAUUGCUGAAAGCCAUAGGUCACCACAAUAUAAAUAGAACGAACAAUCAUUUCAGUAUAUUCAGCAAACAAGUAUAUAUAGAAAAAGAAACAGAAAAAUGAUACUUCCCUGCCCAAUGUAAAUCCUUCAUCCCUCCCCUCCAUUGUAAGCUGUUAAAAAUACAACAGAAUAAAUGCCUAUCCCCACUUAUACACCCUAAUUCUUUUUUUAUUAACCUUGCACACAAUUGUUCCACCCUUGCCCCACCACCAACUCCCCGGCCAUCUGCUAGAUCCAUUAACAGUUAAGGAGUUAAUGCCGCCUGAGAUCAGUGAAUCUGAUCUCCAGUGUUGAAUGAUAGACUUGCCCAGUGGCUUACCAGCUCCCUAAUCAGAUUCUGUGAGCUCUGUGAAGCUCCUUUCAUGUGCCUAAAAUGGACAGUGCCACCAGCUGGAAAACAGGCGUUGAACUUCACAGUACCACUUCCACUUUGCUUGCGUCUGUGAAACAAUACUCAGGAACAGAAGGUUGACACUUGAGCUAAAUAAUUCCCAAGAUCAUAAUGCAAGCGAUCCAAAUUCUGCAAAGCCUGGGAGAUUUAAAAAACGGCUCAAUAGAUUAAAAAUCUCAAACCUUCCUUUGCCCAAUUAAAAUUAUGCGAAGCUCUUGUGUUGCCUCGGGGAAGGUGAAGCAGGUCACACUCAGGGUAAUGUGGCUGCUGCCUAUCAGUAUAACAGUGACUAAGAGGUGAAACUGCCUCAGGGGUGUAGGAAGGGGGGGGAGUGCAGUCUGCCCCAGGUGUCACUCUGAGGGGGUAUGUGACAAAAUGGUAGGCGGCACUCACCAUGAGGCCUGCAACGCACCCGAGCCAUGCAUCUCGGGUGCCCACAGGCUCUGGCUGUCCGCCCGCUUCCUUUCCCCAGCUGUAGGGUGGCUGAGGCCUAGCGGCACCGUCUGUGCAUCUGUAUUGGGCGCCAUGCAUGCUGUCUGUGCAUCCAUUUUGGGUGUUGCGUGCACUGCCGGGCAGUUCGCCCCGCCCCUCAGCACGCCGCACCAGGUGCCUGAGAGACUUCCUCCACCACUGAACUGCCUGACAGAAGAUUGCACCACAUUGGCAGGUCAGUGGCUGGUCCAGCCGAAGGUCUGCUUGAAGGGGACAAUGUUUUAAGAGGUACCAAAGAGGUGGCACAUAAUCUCAGGGUGUGGCACUCCAAGAUGUGCUGGGACACAUAGACCUCACCUGCCCAUGAGCUAAGGUCUUUGGUUGUGCCACAGCUUGCUGAGGCCCAUUUUGCGACAACCUGGAGGUAGUCCUUUUCCAUUGUGAAACCCAGCUUAUGAAACCUCUUUCCGAGGCACGCAGCAAGGUUUCUGGAAGGCUUUGCAGAGGCCUUGUACUCCCUUCCCAGAGCCCAAUGAGGUAGGGUUAGUCACACAGGGCUGGUUCCGGGGGUCUUCCUGAAUUUGCUCAAUUUUGCCUUUGCACACAAACCCCCUGAUCCCCAGUAGGGUACAGAGUACAGUAGGCACACCCCACGUAAGUUGUGUGCCUACUGUACUCUAAUAAAUAUCCUGUGUCAAGGGUAAGGGACUAGACUAUAUGAUUCAUUUAGGUCUCUCAAUUGGCUUGAUCCUGUGGCUUUUUUGAACUGUUGCUUGAUCUGCUGCCAGCUCAUCUGCCAUUUGGUUUUUCUGAGUGCUUCCUGCAGGGUAGUGGCUGCAUUUUCCUUUUCUGUACAGGUCACUUAGCUUUCACUUUCUUUUAGGUACCCUGAUUAUAUUGAAGAACCCAUAUCCGAAGAUGGUGGAAGAGCCUUCCAUUUACGAAUCUGUGCGGGUUCACACGGCAAUGCAGACCGGAAAGACGGAGACUGACCUUGUCCCCAACGCGCCGUCAGUGAGUCACUACUUUUAAGUGUUACUCACUGUUCAGUAGCAGCUUGGGGGAGAUUUAUAGUUUUCCUCCAGGUCUGCAAUCUGGGUCCUGAUUGUAUCUAGUCACCUCUCCUCCCUUUCAUCUGACUGCAAUUUGCAAACAGCAUCUUUGUCAUUGCAUCUAGAUUGGCCCUUAGGGUGUGUGAACUGAGUCAGGGGUUCCUGGUUUGAAUCUUAUCUCAGUCAUUCGUUCAAUAAGUGAUCCCAAUCUCAGGCUGUUGAUAAGUUCAUUCUAGGAUCCUUGAGGUAUUAUAAAUAAUGCAUAGUAGGGUUGCCAUAUGACCUCUUUUUCCAGGACACAUCCUCCUUUUCAUGGGUAGAGUUGUCAUAGCCAUCCAAAGUUGGCAAAUGUGUCCUUUUUUUUGCUCUUCAAAAUAUGGCAACCCUACUAAAAGCACAGUAUUAUUUCUUUAUUUGAGCUUGGCUAUGUGUGGUGAGUUGUUAGAGUGUCGGACUAGGACUCGUGGGACCAGUGUUCAAAUCCCCACUUAGCCAUGAAGCUCAUCGGGUGACCUUGGUUCAGUCAGAGUCUAUCAUUGUAGCCUACCUCACAGGGUUGUUGUGAGGGGGAAAAUGGAGAAGGACCAUGUAUGCUGCCUUAAGCUUCAUAGAGGAAACAAUUGAAAGUGAAAUAAUAAUAAUAAUUAAUACAGUGGUGCCCCGCAAGACGAAUGCCUCGCAAGACGGAAAAACCGCUAGACGAAAGGGUUUUCCGUUUUGAAGUUGCUUCGCAGGACGAAUUCCCCUAUGGGCUUGCUUCGCAAGACGAAAAUGUCUUGCGAGUCUUGAGAUUUUUUUCGCUUUUCCCCCCCUUUAUCUAAUCUGCUAAGCCUUUAAUAGCCUUUAAUAGCCUUUUAGCAGCUAAUCUCCUAAGCCUUUAAGCCUUUAAUAGCCGCUAAACAGCUGAUAGCGCUAAUAGCGCUAAUCCGUCAAUGGGCUUGCUUCGCAAGACGAAAAAACCGCUAGACGAAGACUCUUGCGGAACGGAUUAAUUUCGUCUUGCGAGGCACCACUGUAAUAGUUUUUGUAGAGAACAAGGGCUGUCAUUGCCUGGAAGGGUUUUUUGGGGAGUUUUUUUAAACCACUUCUGCUUUCUUGCCUGUGUCAUUAAUGGUCUUUGACCAUCUGAGACACAUCAUGCUGUUAGCGAUCAAGGCCUAGUUCAGCAUUUAGUGCCACGUUACUGCACAUAUACAAUAAACACAUUGUUGGAAGUCAAACAAUGCUGAAUUGCCCUAGGAGUUAUUUAAAAUUUAACCCUCUGACAGCAUAUACCUCAGAGAAUAUGACAAGUGCCUGGUUUAAUCUGUGAUACAAGAGGGUGUCAUUUCAUCAGAAACCAAUAUAAUUAUUUUGUGUGUUUACCUCAGGUGUAGACAGGGGCCCAUACUUUUGGCAGAGAACACAGUGACCCAGUUUUAAGGAUAAAAUGAACAGACAGUUAUGAGGUCAUAGAAGCUACUGCUGUGUUUUGCUUCGCCAGCUUGUGUAAUGACUAUGAACAAGGCUAAUGUGUACUUGUUGCAUCCUUUUGGUUAACCUUUACCUCUUUCCUUGCAGUUAGGCACAAAAGAAGGAUAUUUGACGAAACAAGGCAGAAUAGUUAAGGUAAGAAAUGUCAGUGACUUGUGUGUCUCUCCUUUCCUUCUGUGUAGAAAGUCAAUGCAAAUUUAAUAAAAAACAGUUUAUUAAUAAAAAAUAGCUAUUUUCUAGAAAAAGAGGUGCUGGAAUUCACUAGGAACAUCUCUUGUUCUCUUAAAAUGGCAAUGGAGCCCACCUGAGAGGUGCCGGAACUGAGUUCCAGUGAGUUCUGGCUGAAAAGAAGCCCUGGUAAUAAUCAUAAAAUAAUACAUACAAUCUGCACAGCAGCAAGUAUAUGGUUGUUAGUACUAUAUACAUGUUCUGAAGCAGAAGAGAAGAAAGGAAGCUCAUUUUCAAUGCCUGUGUUGCCAUUUUCAUUCUUGUAUUUUUUCAAAUGUCUAAGUUCCUCUAAUAUCACCCUCUUUAUUCUUUCAGAAUUGGAAAACCAGGUGGUUUACAUUGCAUAGGAAUGAGCUGAAAUAUUACAAAGACCAGACGGUGAGUUGGCAAGUGCACUUGGGCAGCCAUGUUUUGAUCCCUUGAGUUUGUUGCAUAUGGACAUAAGUGUUGAGAUCCUUCCAAAUCAUGUGGGCCAAAGGCAAUUUCGCCAAGCAAAUGCCCUCCCGCUAAUGGCGCCCAGUGGUUCCCAUGCGCUCCACAUUACCCUGCGGAAGUCUUAGUCAUUUCUACUGGCGGCUUGUCAGUUCAGUCAACAUGGGGAGUGGGUGGAUGACGCAAGCAUCACUUUAUUAUAUAGGUGAGUUCCAGUACAUAUGUGGGUAACAGUGCUUGUGCAGACAGGGCCUCACUUAUUCCUCGGCAUCUUUAUUUGGGGAAUUGGGGGUUCUGCUCAUUACAGGGGGAGGGGGAAGAAUGAUUGUUUCAAAGAUAACUUACUUUUAAGUCCACAGAGCCAAUCAGAGCGCUCGACCUAACAGAAUGCUCAGCUGUGCAGUUCGACUAUUCACAGGACAAAGUCAAUUGUUUUUGGUAAGUUGAGACCUAGAUAAAAAUUACUGUGUUUGUAAAAUUACUUCAAUACUUGUGAACUAUCACAAAUGAAGACAAUAAAUUUAUUAGUCUGUCUUCUCAGGAGCCCAGUGAAUGCCCACACUUCCAAUUUACCAGCCCCAUCAACAAGCCCCUUCUCUGAACUCCACGGAGUAAUUUUCCUGCUUUCCUUGGUGUCUCGUCUCAACAGCUUUACAAUACAGCUGCCCCUUCCUUGACUUUAUUCUUUCCUUCUUGCUUUCUGUCUUACUGUGGCUUAGCAUGGGGGAAUGGGCAUCCCUCAGUGGCAGAAAAUCUGUUUUGCUAGCAGAGAGCAUCUCCAGGUAGGGCUGGAAAAGACUCUUGCUUGAAGCCCUGGAGAGCUGCCACUGUCAGUCAGUGCAGAUAAUGCUGAGCAAGAUGGACCAGUGGUCUGACUCGGUAUAAGGCAACUUCCUUUGUGUCUAUGAAUGAGCUUAUUCUUAACCAAGGCAGCCUUUGAGUUCCACAUUUGUUGUGUUCUCUGCAUGCAGAACUUUGACUAUUCAAGAAUGCCCUGAAGCACAUACCCUUACAAAAUUCUAUGCUAAUAAUAUAUAUGCUUUAAAAUGUUCCUUUUUUAAAAACCAAUCAUACCCUCCUCCAGCAUUUUACACAUGAGAAAGGGACAUUUUUCUAAAUCUCCAGUUCUCCUUCAAGGCUGUGUGUAUACCAGGCAUGGCCAAACUUGGCCCUCCAACUGUUUUGGGAUUACAACUCCCAUCAUCCCUAGGUAACAGGACCAGUGGUCAGGGAUGAUGGGAACUGUAGUCCCCAAACAGCUGGAGGGCCAAGUUUGGCCAUGCCUGGUGUACACCCUCUGUUUACUCUGCAUCCAGUGUGUUCCCAUUGUGGGCCUGGGAAGCAGUGUACUGAAUCUACAUUAUCCAGAAUCUGUAUCUAUCCUGUAGUUUCUUAGGAAAUAUACUGCAUUUUUACAUGUUUUCCUGCAAUCCAGCUUUGAUCCAAAUUGAGAAGCAUUUAAACUGGUUGUGUGUAUGUAGCCAAAGCCAGCAGUGCUGCUGAAGACCCUAAGUUAAUUCUGUAUGCUGAUGGAGUGACAGAGGGAAAAUGUCUUUUUCAGCUGGUUUUAUUUAUUUUGCCACUGGCUCUGUGUUUUACUUUGGUGUUUUGACCCUAUUUUUCAGUUUUUUAAUGUUAGCUGCUUUGAAUUCUUACUUGGAAUAAAAGUGGGAUCAUUUUUGUUUUUUUAAAAUAAAACAAACCAAAACUAAAACCAAACUUUAGCUUCAAUUCUUCUUUGGUAAAAUGGGGUAUGGGUGUUGGCUGCAGCUAGUAUUGCUUAUGCUUGUGAUACCAAGUCUUUUUACAAUUUUUCUUUUUACAGUUUAGUAUUCCCACUGAGAACAUACUACCUUUACGCAAAGACUGGAGUAGAAGCAGACGAAUGGAUUAAAAUACUGCAAUGGAAACUGGUAAGGAAGUGCCUAUCCCUCAAGUUCAGAUGAGUGUUUGAGCUUUCACUUGGUUCAUUUAAGAUAAAAGGAAACAUUUCAUGCUGAAAAUGUGUAACUCCGAACCCUUUAUUUCCUCACUGGCCUUACUAUGCAUGUAAAAAGAGAAAGUGAUAUCCCUAGCCUUUAAAGAAGUAUAUAAACUAAGGAGGUCUGCAGCUCAGAGAUAUAGAGCACAUGCUUUUACCUAAACAAUAUCAUUUCGUACCCAGCCUCUCCACACAGACAAGUGAGUCUGGAGAGCCACUGUCAGAGAGUAUAAAGUUUAGACAAAGCUGAGUAAGCUAGAUGGGCCAAUGUUCUGAUUCAGGGUAAGGCAACUUCCUAUUUUCCUAUCCAAAAGCCAGUGCAGAAGUCAUGGUACUUCUGUGCAGCACAGACCCAGUUUUCCAUUCCAUUUGCUGUUCUUUUGCACUGCAUCUGAGACGACUUCCGUAGGAACCUCCCCCCCCCGAGCUUCAUUGGUGGAGGGGGACAAAACCAUAAAGAAGGAAAUAACUGAAUCCCUGCUCCACAGGCUGAAUUGUAGCCACAGUUUGUUUAUAAGUGUGCACUAGGGUGUGGGCAUCUAGCCCUGUUCACUGAGGUGACCGGGCAUAGCUAUACUGAGGAAGGAGGGCAACAGAAGUGAGGGGGCUACCUUGGACAUGGAGGGCAUAGCUGUUCAGCCCUGGAGGCGAUGGGUGACGGCAGCAGAGGACCCAGAAGGAAAGGAUUACAAGCCUAGCAGUUGCACAUGUUUAGGCUCAGUUAUUUCUUGUACAGCACAUAGCGGAAACAGUAGCCUGGUUAGCAUGUCACUCUAAACCAAAACUUGACAACUCAGCCCAGAAGCAGAAUGUCCAGAGAGGCUAUGGACCUUCCUUCCAGGAACCCACAUGCUUGCACUAAGCUAUGGUUUGGUUUAGUGUGAUAAACAAAGCAGGCCAACUAUCUGCACCGCUGCCACCAGUUAACUUCUGAUACCUGCCAGUGCAGGCUUACCAAGUUGGAUGAUUAGGGAACAAUAAAAAAUAGCAGCACCUUAAUGAAGAUUAUAAAGGGGAAAAAAAAUCCCAUUUGAUAAACUCCUCAUCUCUCUGUUAUAUUAAUACCAGGUUUUUCUUUUUCUUUUUGUAGUCACAGAUAAGGAGACAAGCACGCCAGCGUGACUCAGGCACAUUCAGGCCAUAGCUAUUUCUUCAGCAAAUCUUAACUGCCACAAAGGCCCAGGUUGGUUCAAAUUAAUGCUCCAUCAAACCUGUCAUUGUGACCAUAAGAACUUCUGCACUGCUUAAAAGCAAAAACCCAUCAGGCCCAUCCAGAUGCCCAAAGAAAACCUACAAAAGUGGCAUGUUGGAGAUGCCGAUCUUUGUUCCCAGCAUCUGAUAACUAGAAGAAUGCAACCUUUAAAGAUGGAUAUUCUGCUUUUAGCUAUUGUGGCUAAAGGCUACUGAAGGCCUAUGCUCCCUGAAUUUGUCUAACCCUCUUUAAAAGCCAUCAUACGUAUUCACUAAAAGCUGAUCCUCAUACACUGAUGUCUAAGGUCCCACUUCCAUGGUGUGAUUUCCACACACCUGCUGCACCAAAUGAAUGAACUUUCAGCUGAAAUGUCUUGGAUCUUCUCAUAGCAUGGGCCAUUGUGUUACCUCUGAAGAUGUUCAUCCUUACACAUCUGGCAUGGACUGUUUUCUCAGCUAUUUACACCAUGCACUCUAGCAUAAGUGGACUUAUGGUCCCACACAGACUUCUGCGAUUUGUUAGUGACCCAUGACCGUGUCUGAUAAUGUUUGUUCCCAUGUGCAUUACAGCACAGAUGGAAAGAUUCAUGUCCAUCGACAUUGGCUAAUUCAAAUGGAACUUGUGUGUCAGAAUGUGCACCCAGCAAUGAAAUCUGCAUGCAUUCAACAUGUAUGCAGUCUUUGGUCUAGCAGGGAAAACCACAUUAGCAAGUUAUUUCUCUCACUUGCUGGAUCAUGAAAAAUGCAUCAGACAAAACUGCCAUCUAGUCCAGCUUUUUGUCUUCCAUGGUGACCAGCCAAAUCUUAUGGAAGCACACCAGCAGCAGCACAUGGGAGGGCAUGUGUUUAGCAUACAAUGCCAAUAAUUUCAAGCCUCUCCCACAUGCUCUUUAGAAACCAAGCUCAAGACAUAAAGUCACAGCACUUGGAGAAAAUUACCAUGGAGGCAUGCAAAAGCAGAUGCAACUGCCAAUAUAUUUUAGUGAAAUGUCCUUUUUAUAUGUGCGUGUUAAUGAGCAUAAGUGCCAACAGCAUUCAAAGUGCUCUUCUGAUUACUGUAAGGUAAGAUAACGGGGGACCAGCCUAUUGUACUAGUUUGGUUUUUUUAACCCUGUAAAGCAACCAUUUUUAUUCUCUCUCUGUGUGUUCUAUUAUUUAAUAUUCUUCUGUGUUAGCAGCAGGAACAUUUCAAAAUAUACUGUGAGUGCUGGGAAUCAGGGUAGGUGUAGAGAACAGGACAAUACGAAGGAAGGCUUUUCAAAGCUGUAUCUGGAACAAUUUAAUGCAUUUUGUAUCUCUCGUAAAAUUUCU
Podarcis lilfordi (Lilford's wall lizard) is the source of this 27955-nucleotide messenger RNA. The record is from the annotation of a GenBank genome assembly. Lineage: Eukaryota; Metazoa; Chordata; Lepidosauria; Squamata; Lacertidae.